Molecule: messenger RNA, 1251 nt
Organism: Tetrahymena thermophila SB210
Lineage: Eukaryota; Ciliophora; Oligohymenophorea; Hymenostomatida; Tetrahymenidae
Exons: 3
Biological process (GO): post-transcriptional tethering of RNA polymerase II gene DNA at nuclear periphery; transcription elongation by RNA polymerase II; poly(A)+ mRNA export from nucleus
Cellular component (GO): transcription export complex 2
Molecular function (GO): double-stranded DNA binding; RNA binding
Source: RefSeq, a predicted model, not a curated record
AUGUCAAACUAAAAUUAUAUUAUUGAGAUAUUUAGCUAUCUCAAAGAAGGAAAAGUAUAUUAAAUGGUCAAUAAAUUUGACGAUUUAGACUCUCUUAAGUUGAAUGAACGCGAGAAUUUAAUGAAAAAUGAGCAACAUAUUAAAGAGUAAGUGAAUCAGAAAUUUAGAAUAGAAGAAAUAGACGAGCCAUUUAUCAAUUUCUUGUUUUUGUAUGUGAAAUGGUUAAUUGAUAAAGAUCAAACAAACUAUUAUGAUCCAUAUAAGAUUCUUAUCAGGGCUUUGGAUUAGCUUAAAAACAUGCUUAGUAUAAUGAAGAGCAAUUAACAAAAUUUGAUGAAAUUUAUCACCCAUUUUAUUCAGGUUUCUAAAAUCAUUUCUAAAAAGGCACUUGACUUUGCUAGACAGAAUAGAAGAGAUGAAAAUAAGUUUAUGUCAGAAUUAGAACAGCAUUUCUAAACAUGGAUUUCAACUAUUAAUAAGCAAUUGAAAGACCAAGACAGCUAGUUUAAAAAAUAAAUUAUUUUAAAGAUUUAUAAUAUUUAAUUGGGUAUUCGUUUUUAGAAAUAUGAUUAUCCUGGAUGUUCAAGUAUUGUCAACCAUACAAAAAAUUAUCAGACUCUUCCUAAUCCUUACUUGAAUUAAGAGCCAAUUAGUUAAAGAGUACUUUUUAUGUACUAUUUUGGUAGAUUAUAGAUUUUCUCUUAAAAUUUCAAACAAGCAAGUACUUGCUUGCAAUAUGCUUUGGACAGAUGCCCAGCUGAUGCCUUCAAACAAAGAAGAUAAAUUUUAAAGUACUUGAUUCCUGUAAAUAUGUAUUGUGGCAAGUUUCCUACUUCUCAGCUAAUUAAAAAGUAUGAAUUAUUUGAAUACUCAGAUUUAGCGAUUGCAAUCUUAGAAGGUAACAUGAAAAAAUUAGAAGAACAAAGAGAAAAGUGGAAAAAGUGCUGGAUCAAAAGAAGCUUGUACCUUUUUAUUGGCAUGCUCGAGACACUAACAAUAAGAAAUCUAUGUAAAAGAGUUAUUUAAAUUAUGGAAAAAUUAAAUGAUGGCAAAACCUUUAACAUAGAGAUAAAUAAAUUUAAGUUAGCCUUUGAAUUUUCUGCUAAAAGGCCAUUCGAAGAGGAAGAAGUAGCUUGUCUUCUUGGAAACCUCUUUUAUUAAUAAUAAUUAUAUGGUUAUGUUCACAAAGGAGCAAAAGGCACAUUGGUAGUUCUUAGUCCUAAAAAUGCAUGCCCAAAGUUUAAAUCAUGA